AUGUGCAGUACCACGGAUAUUUACAAUGGCAUCCUUCUCUGCAAGAUGUUCCAUUACGUCCAUUCAAGUCGACUGUGCCCAGCAGCAGUUGUUCAAACAGUCCUUUCAAGGCUAACUUCCGAAAGUCAUUCGAUCACCACUCUUCGAAGCUCCACUCACUUCACUCUCUGCCACUGCUUGCCCUCUGAGACGCCAGCUCACUCCUUCAGCUUCCAGCUCACUCCAGCAGCUUCCUGCAGUCUCCAGCUCACUCAUGCAGCUUCCAGCGCACUCCUGCAGCUUCCAGCAGUCUCCAGCUCACGCUUCCAGCAGCCUCCAGCUCACUCCAACAGCUUCCAGCGGCCUCCAGCUCACUCCUGCGGCGCUUUACUGACAUUCCGCUACCUAUUCCAGCACCCGCUGACGCCUGACGAUCUAAGCCAGUGCCCACUGACGUCCAGCGACCUGAUCCAGCGCCCGUUAACGUCCGGAUACCGUUCCCGAACCAACGACCUCUGUUGCCUUACCAUCCACCGUUCAAAAAUAAAGGCACGAUUUCUAUCGUCUACAACGUCUUCUUUACUAAUGCUAUCUCCUUGCCUUUGUGUCCACCUUUUUAGUUGUACGGUCGAUUGGCACUCACACCUCUCGGCCCACUGCAACAGUCUUUUUCUUUAA
Messenger RNA from Acanthosepion pharaonis, 657 nucleotides. Lineage: Eukaryota; Metazoa; Mollusca; Cephalopoda; Sepiida; Sepiidae. The record is from the annotation of a GenBank genome assembly.